AUGAAUCCUAUGCAUAUUGAGAUACACCUUGUUUCUUACGAAAAUGUCUUGAAUUGCUGGUCGUUUGUGCGAAAUGUGAAUAUGGAGCAUGAAAUGAGCCAAGUCAGAGGUGAAAUAAAUGAAGAAAAUGGAGAGGAAGAAAGUGAGAUGAACUUCUCUGGGUCAGAAGAGAUGAGGCUUGGCAUUGCUCACAUUCAUGAGAAAGUUGAGGCAUUUAAUCAACUGGUUUCUGAGAUGCUGGAAGCGGGCAAAUCACUGUUCAACAAGCUAAGCGUGGAUUUUGAAGAGCGAGUUCUCAUGAUCCACAAGGAGCAGAUGGAGAAAUGGCAGGAAGAGAUAAAACAGCUGAGGAUGAUCGAUACAACUAAUGAGGAAAUGAAUGAUCGUCUUAAUAAUGCCAAGUGCCUACUCCAAAAUGUUGAUAAGAUGGAGCUAAUAUGUAACAUAUCCUGGGAUCUCAAUCAUCAUCUUAAGCUGAUGGUUGAGCCAUUACCCAAGUUGGGAGAGCUUCGAAGACAAAAUGUUAGUGGGAUUGGAUUCGAUGUUGAUGAUCGUUGCCCAAUUGGGACUGUUCCCAUUUUAAGAGAUAAUCUAAAUUCCACCCACUUUCUCAACUCAUCUUCACUCUCUUCAAACGAUUAUAUAAACUGCGCUGCUGUAGUACAUACAGUUGAUGAUGUUGCAUCUACAAAAUUCUAUGGAACUGCUGGGGGUUUAAUAGUUCUCUACAAACCCUAUGUGCAAGCCACACAGUGGUCUUCUGCCAGAUUCAAACUUAUCAAUGGGAAUGAUUUUAUUGAAGCUGGUUGGAUGUUAGCCUACCUGUCAAGAGUGAAUACUGGUCCUAGGCCUUCUUGGAUGUCCCUUUGGUGCAACAUCCGAUCAUCCCCUAGGAGUCAUGGUGAUGAAGAUAGAGAUCACCUUUUCAGAGCUUGUUCUUACAUCCAGAACAUUUACCUCCAUGUAAAGGAUUAUGUUCCGGAUUUUUGUUGGCCAGCCUUCUUUGAUGGUGUUGUUCAGAUUAUGAGUAGAAUGUCCCAGAGGAAGAAGUCCAAAGUCUCUUUAUUUCCCAUUAUUUGGACUGAGACGCUAUAUCAAACAUGGUUGCAGAGGAAUGUACGUGUUUUUGGUGAUCAAGGCCUUCCAGCUAAGCUUGUAGCCCAUAGUAUUUUGUUCUUGGUUAUUGCAAGGGGUACCAAAUAUGGCGUGUAUGAUUGUGUUGAUUUUUACAAGCAACCCACAUUCAAUCAUCCUUUAUUGAAGAAUCUCACAUUGAAGGCAAGGAAAUACCAAAUUUGGAAAAAAUAUCAUUGGCAAAAAAUUAGUGGCAUUGGAUUUGAAAAUGACAGUUGCCCGAUUGGAUCUGUUCCAAUUUUAAGGAACACUAUCAAUUCCAACCAUUUUCUCCAAACAAAUGCUGCGCUCCCUUCUAAUGACAACAACAUAGAUUGUGUUGCAGUAGUUCAUACAGUUGAUAAACCGACAACAAAAUUCUUUGGAACUUCAGGUUUCAUGAUUGCGUAUAAGCCUUAUGUGCAACCCACUCAAUUCUCUUCUGCUCGAAUCAAGCUUAUUAACGGCAACGAUAGUUUUGAAGCUGGAGUGUUACAGAGUCAUGGCUCUGAUACCAUGAUGAGUGAGUACAUUAGACAUGGAAGGGAUAGGACCACAAACGACAAGAAGAAUAUUACAGGAGCAGCAGAGAAUAAUCAGAAAACAAGUACAGCAGAGGGCAUGGACGAAUCAGAUGGGAAUUGGUGGCUAUCAAUGACAAACAGUAAAACUCGAAUAGGAUAUUGGCCCAAACAAAUAUUUAGCAAAUUAUCAGAAAAUGCAAAUCAAGUAGAAUGGGGAGGAGAAACAGGAAGUGGAAUUGGGACAAGUCAAUGGCCAGAAAUGUGA
This is a messenger RNA of Amaranthus tricolor (Joseph's coat), 1902 nucleotides long. RefSeq lists its product as uncharacterized. Lineage: Eukaryota; Viridiplantae; Streptophyta; Magnoliopsida; Caryophyllales; Amaranthaceae. The record is from RefSeq and is a predicted model, not a curated record. The transcript is spliced from 16 exons. The coding region runs from base 1 to 1902 and encodes 633 amino acids.